Molecule: messenger RNA, 1491 nt
Organism: Symbiodinium natans
Lineage: Eukaryota; Dinophyceae; Suessiales; Symbiodiniaceae
Source: the annotation of a GenBank genome assembly
AUGGCUGUUGCGGCAGCAAUGCGCCAUUUUCCCCCGUGGCCUUCGAGUACAUCCAGCCACAACAGCCGAGCACAGGCUUCUCGGGAUGGCUUCUUUGCAGAGCCGGCUGUCGUUGCGAAUGGAAUCCGCGUGCUCCCUGAAAGCAGCUCGAUCGAAAUCGAGGAGCAGAAUGUUGCGCCUUUCUCUCUUCCGCAGGAAGUGCUCUCCUUCCAGCCAGACGAUCAAGCGGUGUUCGCACGAUUUGUGAAUGGCGAUUGUGAGAGGAAACUGCACUGCAACAUUGAGUUGACCCACGAGGAGUUGGAGGCCCUGCGCCUGCUACAGGAAGAGGCGCGCGCGCAACACGUGGCACUGCCGGUUUCCAUAUCUGCCUCUGCUACGCGGUAUCUCAGCCAUUCUCACGGGGACCCCAAGAAGGCCUUGAAAAUGAUGGAGACUACCGCGGAGUGGCGUACCUCCUACUUCACUCGGCCACUCUCCGAUGCAGACAUGGCCGAGGACCUCCAGCUAGGGUUGGCAUACUUCACGGGCCGGGACAAGGCUCUGCGUCCAGUGCUCGUGUUCCGGGCCGCGCGUAUUCCAGCUGCAUGGCAUAGAGAGAGGCGCUACGACCUUGUCAUUAGAGUUUUGGUCUUUUGCAUGGAGUAUUUCCUUCGGUACAUGGCCGUUCCUGGAAAAAUCGAGAGCAUCAAUGUGGUCAUAGAUCUGAAGGACUUGACCCUCUCGCAGAUUCCUAUCGGUGUGCUUCGGGAGGUGCACAGGAGCAUGGGAAUGUACUAUGUCGGUCGCAUUUUCCGAUUCUACAUUUGCAACAUGCCUCGAAUCCUAGGAACACUGGUCCCGCUGGCAAAGAAGGUGCUCACCGAGCGUCAGCGGCAGAAGCUGGUCUUUGUUUGCAGGCCGGAGGACAUCACGAGGGAUAUGGCAGACAGGCAGAUCGAGGAAGAUCUCGGUGGUUCCCGGCCGCCGCUGAAGGAUUUCUUUCCGUUUCCUCUUCUGCCUGGUCCCUUUGAGCCCAAUACGCCUCCUUCGCCGCGGUGUUUGAACGAGGCUGUCCCAGGAGUCCACAAAGUGCUCACAGCAGAGGGCUCCAAGGGUCGGCUGUGGAACUGGCGAAAGAAGCCCGAAGAGAACCAGAGGUUGGACUUCUCCGACUGCGCGGCUGACAUUUUUCGCAAGUGUGGCUUGCCUGUACCUGCAGAGAUCGCCCCGAAAGUGCCGACAUCGGCAAGAGGCCUUGAUGGCGCAGAAGCAGAUCACAACGUGCGCACGCCACGGGAGGUGCUAAUCACGAAUUCGAUGGAUGAGGAGCUCCCGCAUUCCGAGGCUGUGGUGGUCUCCGAUGAAAGCACCAAGGACAGCCUCAGCAAUGCCGACGAGGCAGCUUUGGACGAGCCCCGCGGAAUUCGCGACCGCCGCUCAAAGCUACAAGAGGUCGAGGUGGUGCAGCGCCGACGCUGCUGCCUGUUUUCGGGCUGUGGCGGUGGCUAG